Messenger RNA from Chaetomium strumarium, 1218 nucleotides. RefSeq lists its product as uncharacterized. Gene Ontology annotation, molecular function: structural constituent of ribosome; RNA binding. NCBI's taxonomy places the organism in Eukaryota, Fungi, Ascomycota, Sordariomycetes, Sordariales, Chaetomiaceae. The record is from RefSeq and is a predicted model, not a curated record. The transcript is spliced from 2 exons. Gene Ontology annotation, biological process: translation. The coding region runs from base 1 to 1218 and encodes 405 amino acids. Gene Ontology annotation, cellular component: ribosome; mitochondrion.
AUGGAGAAGAUCCUUCGGCGGGUGCGCAUGGCCGAGCGCCAAGUUGCACGGCGAGUGAAGCGCCGGAACGAGCUGGUCCACGCCAUCAAAAAGAACGAACGGACCGGUAUGAUCGCCAGGUCCCGGAAACAGGCAGGCGUUGCGCUUAACACCGCCAUAAAGGCUCGCCACGAGGAUUGGGAGCUCGGUCCGCUUGCUCCGCGCCGCGACGUCAGUCAGGUCGAUGAGUUCGGCAACUACUGGGGCAGCAUCUCGAGCGAGCGAAGCCUGCUCCAGUUCGCUCUCACUGAUGAGCAGAAGAACGCCCGUGCUGCCUGGGCCGGUGGAUCGCAAUACCUCUGUAUAGCUAUCGGUGACCGUGUUGUCGUUACCGAAGGCCCCUACAAGGGCAAGAUUUCCUCCAUUGCGUCAAUGGACCGGAGUGCCAUGACCGUCACGCUGGAAGGUAACAUUGGCAUCGUGAAUGCGAAGAUCCCCGAGUAUCUGAAUCGACAUGGCCACCCACCAGUUCAGCAGCUCAAAGCAGCCAUUCCAAUCUCAGCCAUCCGGCUAGUACACCCACUUACAGAUCCGGAGACCGGGACGGCCCGGGACGUCAUCAUCCGUGAACUCAAACCUAUCGGGAUAACGCAUGACCGGCCCACACGCAAGGUCUUUUUCUCUCGCAUCGUUCCGGGACUGAACGUCCGCAUCCCCUGGCCAAAGCAGCCAAAGAAGGAACACGAGGACCAUCCCGUAGACACGCUCCGCCUAGAAGUUGAGGAGCGCACGUUCGUGCCGACGCUCCUCCGUCCGCCCUUCCCGGAGAGUGUGGUCGACGAGCUGCGCAACAAGUACUCCAAGUUCCGCACGCGGCACACGCCCGAGUACGUCGCCAAAAUCGAGGAGAAAGAGGCGGAGAAGAAGGCCCGCCAGAAGGGCGCCCGUAUCGAGGAGAUGCUGCUGCCACUGCAGGAGUACAAUCGCAAGCUACGCGAGCUGCGCCGCGCUCGCGGCAAGCCGGAGCUUACCGAGGAGAUGCUCGAGAAGAUCGGCGAGGUUAUUGCGCGGAACCGGUUGGCCAGGCUGGGAGGGGGAGAGGCUGCGGCUACUCUCACACCCACACCUGCCGCUUCCGAGACAGAGGUGGACAAGAUGCAGAAGGCAGUCGAGGAGCUGUCACUUGGGGGAGACGCCCAGGGGACAGCGACGGGUGGGGAUCAGCCCAGCGCAUCAUGA